Rhinolophus ferrumequinum (greater horseshoe bat) is the source of this 5261-nucleotide messenger RNA. RefSeq names its product androglobin (gene ADGB). Gene Ontology annotation, biological process: proteolysis. Gene Ontology annotation, molecular function: oxygen binding; heme binding; calcium-dependent cysteine-type endopeptidase activity. NCBI's taxonomy places the organism in Eukaryota, Metazoa, Chordata, Mammalia, Chiroptera, Rhinolophidae. Bases 60 to 5048 code for a protein of 1662 amino acids. The record is from RefSeq and is a predicted model, not a curated record. The transcript has 36 exons.
GCGGAGCCGGGGUCGCGGAGACCGCUCGCAGUCCCAACUGAGCUCUGCCUGCCUUUGCUAUGACCUCCAAACAAGCCAAAAAGAAAGAGGCGAAUCGUAUCUACUCUGGGCAAGGCUGGGACAAAUCUAAAGAUCAGUACUAUGUUGGCAGUAAUGUACCAAUCGGUUCUGUUGAGCAGAAGAAAGGGAAAUUCCCUAUCUGGCCAGAAUGGAACGAAGCUGACAUAAAUGCAGAAAAGUGGGACACAGGCAAAGGUGGAAAAGAAAAGGACAAAACAGGAAAAAGCCCUAUAUUUCAUUUUUUUGAGGACCCUGAAGGAAAGAUUGAAUUACCACCAUCAUUGAAAAUUUAUUCCUGGAAACGUCCACAGGAUUUUUUAAUUAAUCAGACUCCAGUAGUUGUGAAACACGAAAUCCAGUUUGACUUGUUUUCAGUAAAUGAACAUUUAUUCUGCAGUGAGUUGAUGAGAUGGAUUAUCAGCGAAAUCUAUGAAGUGUGGAAGAUAUUCAACGGGGGAAUUUUCAGCAAUUAUUUUAAAGGGACUGCAGGGGAACCCCCUCUUCUCGUCUGGAAACCCUGGGAACACAUAUACUCUCUGUGCAAGGCUGUGAAGGGUCACAUGCCUUUGUUCAAUAGCUAUGGAAAGUAUGUUGUAAAACUUUACUGGAUGGGUUGCUGGAGAAAGAUAACAAUUGAUGAUUUUCUGCCUUUUGAUGAAGAUAACAAUCUAUUGCUUCCAGCUACAACUUGUGAAUUUGAACUCUGGCCAAUGCUUUUGUGUAAAGCUAUCAUUAAGCUGGCAAAUGUUGACAUCCAUGAAGCAGAGAGGAGAGAACUGGGAGAGUUCACAGUUAUUCAUGCACUCACGGGAUGGUUACCAGAAGUCAUUUCUCUCCACCCAGGAUAUAUGGACAAAGUAUGGGAGCUCUUAAAAGAAAUAUUGCCUGAUUUUAAGCUGGCAGAGGAGUCCAGGUCUGAAAGCAAAAUAACAGUGAUAGAUGCCAAAUUAAAAGAAUCAGGGAAAGAAGUGAAGGAUGGCAAAGAAGUGAAAGAUGGCAAAGAAGUGAAAGAUGGCAAAGAAUUCAAAUCUGAAACUUCAGUGACAACACUAAAAUUACUUGAGAAAAGUGACAAAGUUUUAAAGGAAAAAGCAGAUGCCAAAGACGUUGGGAAGAAGAGGAAUAAAGACGGAGAAAGGGAAAAGGAAAAGGACAAAUCUAAAUGGUCACUUCACGGUUCAAGACCCUCAUCAGAUGUACAGUAUUCUCUGCAGUCUCUUUCAGACUGUUCUUCAGCAAUAUCGUCCCCUUACACGAUUGUGUAUGCUACCUUUACACCUCUCUAUUUGUUUGAAAAGAAGAUAUUUUCAUUAGAGAAGAUGUGCAAUUCUGCUGAGAAGCUACGAGAAUAUGGCCUGUCCCACAUCUGUAGCCAUCCUGUGCUGAUGACCAGAACCAGGUCUUGCCCUCUUGUAGCUCCACCGAAACCACCCCCAGAGCCUCCCUGGAAACUUUUUCGUCAAAAAAAAGAAACGGCGAUAACAGAUGAACCUCAAGAAUUAAUAAUAAAGAAGCCUAUACAGUUUCUUGAGAUAUCAAGUCCAUUUUUAAAUUAUAGAAUGACUCCAUUUACAAUUCCAACAGAUACUCAUUAUGUACAAUCUCUUAUUAAGAAAGGGAUGCCUCCAGGAUCUGGUUUAUCUUCCUUUAAUGAAAAUGAUGAAACUGAAAACUUGAGCCAGCCAGAAUUAAGUCAAUUGACAGGAACUACAUCUCAGGGUAAUAUUGCUUCACAGUUUACACCAGGAAAAGAUGAACUAACAGACCUUGGAUUGAAUGACACAGCCUAUCCAGUUGAGGGAUUUAAUUUGGAGCGGGAUUUGGUCAGCCAGGCAACAACACUACAGGAAAAAUCACAGGAGGAACUUACAGCAAUGAAUACUGGUGUUUCUAAAGAAAUAUGGUUAGAUUUUGAAGACUUCUGUGCAUGCUUUCAGAAUAUCUAUAUAUUCCACAAGCCAAGUUCAUAUUGCUUUAACUUUCAAAAAACAGAAUUCAAGUUCUCAGACGAACGUGUGUCCUACUAUCUAUUCGUGGAUAGUCUAAAACCUAUUGAACUACUGGUUUGCUUUUCUGCAUUGGUGUGCUGGGGAGAAUCUGGAGCUUUAACAAAGGAUAGCCCCCCCAUAGAGCCUGGAAUACUUACAAUUGAAACAUUUUCUUGGAAAUCUCUGAAGUCACGUGAUCUUGUUCUGAAGAUUCAUACAUAUGCUACCAAGGCUGCUAUGGUUCAACUGCCUGUCGGGAGACACGUGCUGCUCUUAAAUGUGUCGGCCUCACUAGGGCAUUCCAUCCACAUCUGCAGCAUGGUGUCUUUUGUCAUUGGGGAUGAAGAUGUUGUGCUACACAACUUUGAGCCGGAGAGCUACCGAUUUACAGACCAGUCUCUAAAAAUUAUGAAGGCUAUUGGAAAUGUGAUUGCUAAUUUCAAAGAUAAGGGUAAACUCGCUGAAGCUCUGAAGGAUCUUCAAACAGCUCACUACCCGAUAGCUCUCCACGACAAAGAACUCACUGCACAGCACUUCAGGGUUUUCCAUAUAUCUUUAUGGCGUUUAAUGAAAAAAACUCUAACAAAAUUUUCUUCAAACUUGAAAUUUGCAUUCCGUGCUAUGGUCUUGGACUUGGACUUACUCGAUUCCUCCUUGGAAGAGGCUUCUUUAGAAGAAUUGGUAGAUGUUAAAUAUUGUGUGCCAGUAAGUGAUAGAGAGUAUUAUCCUGAGGAAGUAGCAGCAGCAAUUAAAAUUCAAGCCAUGUGGAGAGGGACUUAUGUCAGAAUGCUUAUGAAAGCUAGGACACCAGACACAAAGGAAAAUACCAGUGUUGCAGAUACUCUUCAAAAAGUUUGGGCUGUACUGGAAAUGAAUAUAGAACAGUAUGCAGUUUCCCUCUUGAGACUAAUGUUUAAAAGCAAGUGCAAGUCUAUUGAAUCUUAUCCAUGCUAUCAAGAUGAAGAAACGAAGGUUGUUUUUGCCGACUAUACUGUGAGUUAUGGAGACCAGCCACCAAAUAGUUGGUUCAUAGUAUUCAGAGAAACAUUUCUGGUUAAUCAAGAUAUGGUUUUGGUCCCCAAAGUAUAUACUACACUCCCAAACUGUAUGCUCCACGUUGUUAAUAAUGACACAAUGGAACAAGUGCCAAAGGUGUUCCAUAAAGUGGUGCCUUAUCUUUAUACCAAGAAUAAGAAAGGAUACACCUUUGUGGCUGAAGUAUAUACUGGUGACACACAUGUAUCUGCCUCACGAUGGAAAUUGCGUCUCAUUGGUUCUUGUAAUCCACUCCCAUGCCUCUCUCGAGACUUUCCAUGCAAUACCUUUGCCAUAAAGGAAAUCAGAGACUACUAUAUACCCAAUGAUAAGAAAAUCUUAUUCAGGUAUUCAGUUAAAGUUGUAUUGCCACAUCUUGUUACAAUACAGGUGCGCACAUCCAAACCAGAUGUAUUCGUCAAGUUACAGAUCCUAGAAAAUGAAGAAACUACUGUGAGCACCAUUGGGAAAGGCCAAGCUAUACUCCCAGCAUUUAACUUCAUGGGGAAUGAGAUUACUUUGAGUUCCCAGUCUAGCAAACAAAUUAUUUCAAGUCAUGUUUCAUCCAAGAAAGAGCAAGAAUUGUACAAGAAGAAAUAUGCCCAGAGCACUCAGAAAUUUUAUAAGGGUAGACCUGGAAGUGCAGUAGCAGACCUUGGUCAGUAUAUUUCAGAAGAUGAAACUGUGAGUGUGGCCCCUGUAGACGAAACUGCCAGCACACAACAGCAGAUUUCCAAGUGUAUCAUACAGUGUUUGGUAUUGUAUAACAGUUGGCCUCUCACCGAAAGUCAGAUGAUGUUUGUUCAAGCACUAAGAGAGUUAGAGAAAAAUGAUAACAAAGUUCAUGGAGAGAAACAUGAGGAGUUAAUUCCCUUGGGAAGCUCAGAUUCCCAUGCUAUUAGUGAGGGGCAAAAGUCUUCAGGAACAUCCAGAACAAGGAAAGGCAAAGAAAAGUCUUCUGAGAAAGAAAAGACAAGCAAAGACAAACAAGCACCUCGCUUUGAGACUCAGAUGUCCGCUGUUCACUCUCAACAAGAAGACCCAAAUAAACCCUACUGGAUUUUGAGGUUGGUCACUGACUACAAUGAAGCAGACUUUUUUGAAGUGAAAAAAGAUACAGCACAAGCAGAUGAAAUCCGAGCCAUGAAGCAAGCCUGGGAGAUGACUGAGCCAGGAAGAGCCAUCAAGGCUUCUCAAGCUCGUCUGUGUUACCUCAGCCGGUUCAUUAAGAAAAUCCCAGAUGCUGAGAGUGUGCUUGUGCCUGUGUCAGAAAGCCAAACGAAAGCAGGGGAAGAAGAAACACCUGCAAGUUCCAUAAAAGAGCCAGAAACAAAGAGUCCUGGGAGUUUAGAGAGCAAAGAGUCAACACAAUCAGGGACUGUGCUGUGGAAGAAAUGGCAAAUGACCAAGAGCUUAAAGGAUCUGGCAAAAUCGAUAAGUAGUGAAAGUGGAGGAGCAAGCCUGGCAGUCAAGGAGGAGCAGACCAUGCGGAAGGAAAAUAUCAGGCCUCGUGCACGAUCCCCGACAAUUUUGGAAAUGUCUCCACAACUUAUUCAAAAAGAGUUAGAAUGUGUAGACUUAACUCAAUACUUGCGGAAAACAAACAUUGAGCCUCUGCUGCUAACGGAGGAACUGAAUCAGCAUCAAUCAAUGCAAAAAGCAGAGGAGGUUCAUCAGUUUCGACAGCGUAGGAACAGACUCCUUAGCAUUCGAGGCAUUGAACAAGAAGAACGAUUAAAAUUAAAGCAUAGAGUCCUGGAGAUGUAUGGGGAAAUGCGGGACUCUUUAGAUGAAGCCCGACAGAAGAUCUUCAAUAUACGGGAAGAAUAUAGAAACAAGUUGCUGGAAGCUGAGCGCAGAAGGUUGGAGGCUCUGGCUGCUGAGGAAGCAGCAGUCCGGGCGGAGCCAGAAAAGAAGACCCCGGCUCCUGACAAAGAGAAAAAAAAGAAAGAAAAGAAAAAGUAACCAGGAGAGGCCCAAUACUACCUUUCUUCUGAAGAAGAACCUAUUUUUACAUAUAACUUUGCUGAUAAAAAGAAGGUCUUGGCCAAUUAAAAACAGAAUACUUCCUACCUUAGAAAUAGUUUCUGCAUUUUAAUGUUAAUUUGUUAGUUUUUCUCAGAAAGCUAUAAUUUGAAUCCAUUAGAGUUUACACUUUUCUAAUUUUAAUUUAAAAAU